AUGAGACUCAACCUCGUCGCCAUCGCCAUCACUCUCACAGCGGGCAACCUAGCCACAGCGACCCCCAUCGCCUGCACCGAGUGGAAACGCGACCUCAUCCUCAAAGGCGAGCUCCCGCCGGAGGCCUGCUGCAGCUACGGGCGAUGCGUCCGCGACGUGGUCGUUGCCAUGUUCUAA
This is a messenger RNA of Chaetomium fimeti, 177 nucleotides long. RefSeq lists its product as uncharacterized. The record is from RefSeq and is a predicted model, not a curated record. The transcript is spliced from 2 exons. NCBI's taxonomy places the organism in Eukaryota, Fungi, Ascomycota, Sordariomycetes, Sordariales, Chaetomiaceae. The coding region runs from base 1 to 177 and encodes 58 amino acids.